CAGAGUCUCUCUCUCUCUCUCUCUCUCUCUGAAACUGGAGCCAUCUCCGGAGUCUGGACGAGGACCUCGUUAAAUAUUCCAACUCUCCACGUACACUCCAAAACACACCCUCUCAUGUGCUCCGAUUCUCCACAGCUCGCGAGCUCCUAAACCCUAACCGCCUCCUCUCCGCGGCGGAUCCUCCGCGAUCCGAUGGCGUUCUGGUGGCCCCUGCUCGUCCUCGCGCUGGCCUACGCCGUCUGCCGGUUCCUGCUGAUGCUCAUUCCCCCCAACGUGCCUUCGAUCGAGGUCGACGCCUCGGACGUGCUGGACCACGGCGGUCAGGCUCGGGACGACAGCUUCAUCUACAUUCCUCCUAGGGGAAGGACACAGCAAGCUGAUAGGAAAGUGCAGUGCUAUGAACCUGCUACUAUGAAAUAUUUGGGAUAUUUCCCAGCGCUCACGACAGCUGAGGUGAAGGAGCAUGUUGCCCAAUCAAGGAAGGCGCAGAAAAUAUGGGCAGAAAGCAGCUUUAAGCAAAGACGUCAGUUUCUACGGAUGCUCUUGAAGUAUAUUAUUGAUCACCAAGAGCUUAUCUGCGAGAUUUCAUCACGUGACACUGGAAAGACAAUGGUAGAUGCUUCAUUGGGAGAAAUAAUGACGACCUGUGAGAAGAUCACUUGGCUUCUUUCAGAGGGUGAGCAGUGGCUAAAGCCUGAGUACAGAUCCUCAGGUAGAUCCAUGCUUCACAAAAGAUCCAAAGUGGAAUUCUACCCUCUUGGUGUUAUAGGAGCAAUUGUCUCGUGGAACUAUCCUUUCCAUAAUAUCUUCAAUCCAAUGCUGGCCGCGGUAUUUUCAGGAAACAGUAUUGUAAUCAAGGUUUCAGAACAUGCUAGUUGGUCUGGAUGUUUCUACUUCCGGAUAAUUCAAGCAGCCCUGACUGCUGUAGGAGCUCCUGAAAACCUGGUCGAUGUAAUAACAGGGUUUGCUGAAACAGGAGAAGCAUUGGUAUCUACAGUUGACAAAAUCAUUUUUGUUGGAUCGCCAGGUGUCGGGAAGAUGAUCAUGAGCAAAGCUUCUGAAACCCUGAUACCAGUAACACUCGAGCUCGGUGGGAAGGAUGCGUUCAUCGUCUGUGAAGAUGUUAAUGUUUCUCAUGUUGCACAAGUAGCUGUCAGGGCUGCUCUCCAAUCAAGUGGACAGAAUUGUGCUGGAGCUGAGAGAUUCUAUGUCCACAAGGACAUCUAUCCUUCAUUUGUCACUCAAGUAUCAAAAAUUGUAAAAGCAGUUGCAGUUGGCCCACCACUUGCUGGAAAGUAUGAUAUGGGAGCCAUUUGUGUGCAAGAGCAUUCUGAAAAGCUUCAAAACCUUAUUAAUGAUGCAUUAGACAAAGGAGCAAGUAUAGUCGCUCGUGGAAGUUUUGGCAACUUAGGUACAGAUGCGGUUGACCAAUUCUUCCCACCCACUGUGAUUGUAAAUGUAGAUCACACUAUGAAGUUAAUGCAGGAAGAGGCUUUUGGACCUAUCAUUCCUAUAAUGAAGUUCAGUACAGACGAAGAGGCUGUAAAGCUCGCCAAUGACUCUAACUAUGGACUGGGUUGUGCCGUUUUUUCUGGCAGUCAGAAACGGGCUAAAGAAAUAGCCUCUCAGAUACAUUGCGGAGUUGCUGCUGUCAAUGACUUUGCAUCAUCUUACAUGUGCCAGUCUUUGCCAUUUGGCGGUGUAAAGCACAGUGGAUUCGGAAGGUUUGCCGGCGUUGAAGGACUGCGAGCUUGUUGCCUUGUGAAGUCGGUUGUGGAAGACAGGUGGUGGCCAUUUAUCAAGACAAAAAUACCAAAGCCAAUCCAGUAUCCCGUUGCGGAGAACGGCUUCGAGUUUCAGGAGUCCCUUGUGGAGAUGCUCUAUGGUUUGAACAUUUGGGAUCGUCUGAGAGCACUGGUCAACGUCCUGAAGUUCCUCACAGAUCAAAACCCUUCUAGCAGUAAGAGAAGUGACUGAAACUCUGCAGAAACUUGGCAAGGUAAGCGGGCAGGAAGAUAGUCUUUUGGCCCACCGAAUGAAAGAUCAGAUUUUGACGACUCCACUUCACUCUCUCCUCUCCCUUGUGCAUUUCUCGGUGAGUGCAGGGCUCUUUCCUUGUUUUUUCAAAAAUGGUAUGGCAACGACCACAAAGGAAAGAGAUCAAAGGACCGUUCGUUUCCUUUGUGCGGUGGUAUCCCAGAGAUUAAAGCCUUGAUUUGACGGAUGUACAUGUGUACUUGAGGGGGAAAGAAAAGAGACUUUACUCACUGAUUUGGACCCCCUUUUUGUUGCAUGAAAAUCUUGGUUCAAAUGUUUCA
Molecule: messenger RNA, 2318 nt
Organism: Syzygium oleosum
Lineage: Eukaryota; Viridiplantae; Streptophyta; Magnoliopsida; Myrtales; Myrtaceae
Product: aldehyde dehydrogenase 22A1
Exons: 14
Coding region: 193-1977 (594 amino acids)
Molecular function (GO): aldehyde dehydrogenase (NAD+) activity
Source: RefSeq, a predicted model, not a curated record